Tetrapisispora phaffii CBS 4417 is the source of this 381-nucleotide messenger RNA. It is a transcript of the gene SNU13, whose product is annotated as RNA binding protein SNU13. NCBI's taxonomy places the organism in Eukaryota, Fungi, Ascomycota, Saccharomycetes, Saccharomycetales, Saccharomycetaceae. Gene Ontology annotation, biological process: maturation of SSU-rRNA; ribosome biogenesis; mRNA splicing, via spliceosome. The record is from RefSeq and is a predicted model, not a curated record. The transcript has a single exon. Gene Ontology annotation, cellular component: U4/U6 x U5 tri-snRNP complex; small-subunit processome; nucleolus. Gene Ontology annotation, molecular function: RNA binding. The coding region runs from base 1 to 381 and encodes 126 amino acids.
AUGUCCGCCCCAAACCCAAAAGCCUUUCCAUUAGCUGACGCUGAACUAUCUCAACAGAUCUUAGAUGUUGUCCAACAGUCUGCCAAUUUGAGACAAUUGAAGAAAGGUGCCAACGAGGCCACCAAGACUUUGAACAGAGGUAUCUCCGAAUUCAUCAUCAUGGCUGCUGACUGUGAACCAAUCGAAAUCUUACUACAUUUACCAUUAUUAUGUGAAGAUAAGAACGUUCCAUAUGUCUUCGUUCCUUCAAGAGUCGCUCUAGGCAGAGCAUGUGGUGUCUCCAGACCAGUUAUUGCUGCCUCCAUCACCACCAACGACGCUUCUUCCAUCAAGAACCAAAUCUACGCCGUCAAGGACAAGAUUGAGACUUUAUUGAUCUAA